AUGGCAUCUCUCCCGCUUCCACGUGUUGAGUCCCUGGCGGAGUCUACCUCCUUCAAACUCACCGUUCUCCCCUACCUUUCCCAGCUGCAGUAUCUCCCCGCUAGCUUGCACGAAGCUGGGCGCGAUCUGGGUAGCUUGAAGGAUGUUUAUCUUGCGACAAACCCCCUGGGUCGGUCUUGGCUGCGCUUUUUUUUCUUGGCUGCCGAGGUCAACCGUAACUAUUCGCAGGUGGACCGUUUCUGGAGUAUCUUGCCAGCGGUGUACAACGUACACUUCGCCGCUUGGGCUCGCCUAGCUGGCAUCCGUACCCAGUCCUUAGAUACCAUUGCCGUCAUCACUGUGUUGUGGAGUGCUCGUCUGACCUUCAACUACUGGCGCAAAGGUGGCUACCAGAUCGGAUCCGAGGACUACCGCUGGCAGAUCGUGCGCAGCAAGGUGAACAAUGUCUUCUUGUUCACCAUCUUCGACUUCUCGUUCAUCGCCGUCGCCCAGUCGAUCCUGCUACUCCUGAUCACCUGCCCCAGCUAUGUGUUUGUUGUUCUCGCAUAUAACCAGGGCACCGAAACCUUUGGCCUGCCCGAUCUCGCAUUCUCUCGCGCAGCUUUCUUCUUCAUCAUCAUCGAAUACUUUGCGGACCAACAGCAGUGGAACUUCCAGACCGCCAAACAGGAGUACCAGAAGAACGCACGCAUUGCAGGAGAAAACAAGGACCAGUAUUCCCCUGAGGAUUUGGAGCGUGGCUUUGUUGUUAGCGGACUCUGGUCUUGGUCGCGUCACCCCAACUUCGUCGCCGAGCAGGCCGUCUGGAUUACCUUGUACCUCUGGGCCUGCUACCGUACCGAGACCUACUUCCAGUGGGCCGGACUCGGCGUUGUUGGAUACAUGAUGAUCUUCCAGGGCAGCACCCGUCUAACUGAAACUAUCAGUGCUGGCAAGUACUCUGAAUAUGUGGAGUACCAGGCUCGCGUUGGCAGAUUCCUGCCCCGUCUAUCUGCCGAAGCCUCAAAGCCCAAGAAGGCCGCUGCUCCGUCUGAGGAGGAGCAGGUUGAUGACAAGAAGAGCAACUAG
Penicillium manginii is the source of this 1068-nucleotide messenger RNA. Its product is annotated as DUF1295 domain protein. Gene Ontology annotation, cellular component: membrane. The record is from RefSeq and is a predicted model, not a curated record. NCBI's taxonomy places the organism in Eukaryota, Fungi, Ascomycota, Eurotiomycetes, Eurotiales, Aspergillaceae. The transcript is spliced from 3 exons. The coding region runs from base 1 to 1068 and encodes 355 amino acids.